Ctenocephalides felis (cat flea) is the source of this 2078-nucleotide messenger RNA. It is a transcript of the gene Sas-6, whose product is annotated as spindle assembly abnormal protein 6 homolog. The transcript is spliced from 12 exons. The record is from RefSeq and is a predicted model, not a curated record. Gene Ontology annotation, biological process: centriole replication. The coding region runs from base 166 to 1998 and encodes 610 amino acids. NCBI's taxonomy places the organism in Eukaryota, Metazoa, Arthropoda, Insecta, Siphonaptera, Pulicidae. Gene Ontology annotation, cellular component: centriole; centrosome.
AAUCUUAGCAGAAUUCGGUCCCUAGUGAGCGAAGAACGGCAUUAAUUCAGCGCUACAGCGGUCUUACAUCAAAUCUUAGCAUCAUAGUUAUCGAAAUGACAGUUGCAGACCGUUUAUUUUUAAUGAAUCAUUAAAUAAUAUUAAUAUUCUUGUUAUGCGAUAAUAAUGAUCGAAAUUUCAAACAUGUUAUGUGAUAGACUUUUUAAAGAUAGCAGUUCUACUAAUAAAUUUCAUGAGGGCAUUUAUAAGAUCUAUUAUAAAUUACUUACUGAAGAAGGACAUAAAGAUGUCAAAAUUUGCAUUGACCAUACAACUUGCACAACAAUGAAAUUAUCAGUAAUUGAUGACCGUGAUCCACGAUUCAUGUUUUCGUUGGAUUUGAAUAGAGAAGAUUAUUCUAUUCUUCAAACACAGCAAAGCAUUUUAGUACCGUUUGAAUCGUUUCCUAAACAAGUAGUAAGAUUACUUGAAGAAUGUGCUCGAGGAGAUAUGUUAUUACAGUUAUUACAAACAGGGCAGUUAGAAUGGUGCCUACAAUUUGUAGUGAGAAAUGAGUUCAAAAGUUUAAUACAUUUACAAUUGCUAAUAGGACGUGCCUCAGACAGUGAUUUAAUUAAUUUCAUGUCGAACAAAAUAAAUCAAUUGACUCAUGAUUUGAAUAAGGCGCAUCAAAGCCUACUAACGAAAGAAGACAAUUAUAGAAGGAUAUUAGAUCAGCGUGAUUUGGAUUUACAAAAUUUAAGAAAAUGUGUGGAGUCUACAAAAAUGGAUUUGAAAAAGGCGGAAAGUGAACAUAAAAAAGAAUUAGCAGCUUCACUAGAACAUGUUUCUAAGGAAAGAGAUAAAUGGCAAAGAGAACAAGAUAAUAGAUAUGAAUUGAAAAUAAAUGACCUUCAAUCUGAAAUACAAAGAAAAAAAUCUGAUUUUGAUAUGCUUAAAUCAGAAUUAAAUUCAAAGUCUGAUAAAAUUUUUAGUUUAGAAAUUACUAUAAGGGAUCUCAAUAAUAGGGUCAAGAGUUUAGAACAAGAAUUAAAUUCUUCAAGAUUGCAACAAAGCUCUUUACAAAAUGAUUUAUCAAGAUUUCAGAGAGAAUUAAGUGAAAAGGAAUCCCAAAUUCAAAAUCAUAAAACUCGAAUAGUGGGUUUAGAAAGAACACUUGUUAUUAAAGAUGAACAACUAAGCAAAGCAAAUACUUCACUCACCUCGUGUCAGCAAAAUAUUGCUGAAGCAGAAAGCAAAGUAACCGAUUGCAUGGUAAAACUUAAUAAUAAACGUGAAGCUUUGCAUCAAACAAGUCAAGACUUAUCCAAAGCUAAUGAGAUAAUAACAAAACAAAAUGAACAAAUUGUGGCACUUAAAGAAAAAGUAAAAUUUAGAACUGCAGUUGCAUUUGAACAAGAAAAAGUAAUUGAUCAAUUGCAAAGUCAUAAUGAUAAGUUACAAGCAGAAAAUAAAGAUAUGUCCAUGCGUUUAAAAGAAAUUUCAAAUAAAAAUACAGAAUAUUCUAAGGAACUUGAUGAUCUAAAAAUAAAGUUAUUAGAUAAAGAGAAAACUAUUGAAUAUAAUAAUACUAUGAUUAAUUGGAUGCAGAAACGUAUAAAUGAUACUAGUGAUAGCACAAUUCCUAAUAUGACAGCAAGAUUUGGAAAUACAGCUCUUAAAAAUAAUCCAAGCACUUCUUUCAAACCUUGUACACUCUUCCCUUUAAGGUCGACUGUGAUACAAGGAGAAAGAGAAAAUGGGUCAACAAGUAGAAACAUUGGUGAAUUGAGCCCGGACCUUCUUCUUCCUGAUGAUAUAAAUGAAAAAGUAAAGCCCAGUAAUGUUACUGAACCUAAACCUAUGACCCUACAGAGCCGACUUAAUACAGAUAGAAGUGCCAAAACUGUUACUACCAUUACUACUAAUACUAACAGAACCAAAGCAAGCAAGACACAGAGGAAAACAUCAGGAAAACCAUUUUCUACUCCCUCGAAUUAUUUUAAUGAUGUUACAUAGUUCGUAUAUAUUAUUUUAUAAUUUGUAAAUAUCUCAAAUGUAUGCAAUUGUUUUCAAAUAUAUUUUUAACAUGAUUAUUU